UUUUUAAUUUUUUCAAAAGAAAAAUCCACAUGGCUUUGAAAACUUCAAACUUGUUCAGGAGCCAUCUUUUUUACGGGUUUUUGUUGAAUUGGAGGAGAGGAAAAAGCAGAGUAAUGGCUAAGCCAGUGAGGUUUAAAGGGGUAGAUGAAGAGUUACAGAAGAUUUUGGAUACUAACAUGGAUGAAGCACCUGCUAGAAGGAGAGCUAGGGAAGCCUUUAAGGAUAUUCAGCUUGGAAUUAAUCAUAUUUUAUUCAAGACACCUCCAGAUGGACUGAAGAUGAAGGAGUCAUAUGAGGUGAAUUCUAGGGGAUUGGAAAUUUUCUCAAAAAGUUGGCUUCCAGAGAACUCUCACCCCAAGGCAAUGGUGUUUUUUUGUCAUGGUUAUGGAGACACUUGCACUUUUUUUUUUGAAGGAAUUGCUAGGAAAUUGGCAUCGUGUGGAUAUGGAGUUUUUGCAAUGGAUUACCCAGGAUUUGGUCUGUCAGAAGGCCUUCAUUGCUAUAUUCCGAGCUUUGACAGGCUUGUGGAUGAUGUGAUUGAGCAAUACUCCAAAGUCAAAGAGAAUCCUGAUUUUAGGGCUCUUCCAAACUUCCUCUUUGGGCAGUCAAUGGGUGGAGCCGUAGCUCUGAAGAUGCACCUAAAACAACCUAACGCCUGGAGUGGUGCAUGUGUUGUUGCUCCUAUGUGCAAAAUUGCUGAUGAAAUGGUUCCACCCUGGAUAGUAAAGCAAAUUCUGAUUGGUGUGGCUAAUAUUCUUCCAAAGCAGAAGUUAGUCCCACAAAAGGAUUUGGCAGAGGCAGCAUUCAGAGACAAUCAGAAGAGAGAAUUGACACCUUAUAAUGUUAUUGCUUACAAGGACAAGCCACGCUUGCGGACUGCUCUAGAGAUGCUGAGAACCACUGACGAGAUAGAACAAAAUUUGGAGAAGGGUUUUUGGAUCCUACAGUUAUCGAUGACUAAUACCAGUGGCAUUCCAGGAGAGCCGUCAUAUAAUAUCAUACCAGUUAUGAUUUGGAGUUUGAAACUUAUGAUUGAUGACUAUAAUUGCCAUGAUUUCAGGUUUCACUUCCGAUAUUAAUCUUGCAUGGGGAGAAUGAUGUGGUAACGGACCCAUCUGUUAGCAAAGCCUUGUACGAGAAAGCAAGCAGCUGGGACAAGAGGAUUAUUAUUUAUAAGGAUGCCAGUCAUGCUCUUCUUGAAGGUG
Durio zibethinus is the source of this 1205-nucleotide messenger RNA. NCBI's taxonomy places the organism in Eukaryota, Viridiplantae, Streptophyta, Magnoliopsida, Malvales, Malvaceae. The record is from RefSeq and is a predicted model, not a curated record.